GAGUCGCCGGUAGUUCGCUAAAGAACCACAACAAGUUGAAGCUCUAUGUCCGGGUCAAUUAAGUUCUAUUACGACUUGUUGUCACCCGUCGCAAGGGGACUAUGGUUGGCUCUGAAAUUGGCAAAACCCAUCGAGUAUUGCCCCAUUGCCCUCCGUAAAUUUGAGCAAUUGACCGAUGAGUACAAGAAGAUCAAUCGCUUUCAGAAGGUGCCAGCCAUUGUGGAUGGAGACUUUCACUUGGCGGAGACCAUAGCCAUCAUUCGUUAUCUUGCCGACAAAGGUCAGUUCGAUGAGAAGCUUUACCCAAAGUCCAUUGAGGCUCGGGCGCGGGUGGAUGAAUACCUGGAGUGGCAGCACCUCAAUAUCCGACUGGCCUGCUCCCAGUACUUCCGCGAUGCCUGGCUCUUUCCCAUAAAUGGCCAACCCAAACCCAAGCCGGAACAGAUUAGGCAGCUGGUGGAGAACGUGGAAACCAAUCUGGGUCUGCUGGAGUUGCUGUUUCUGGAAAACGACUUUCUGGCAGGGCCACAUCUAACAGUGGCUGAUAUCCUGGGCGCCUCGGAAAUCAAUCAACUGAAGAUCUGUCUCUAUGCUGUUGACGGGCAAAGGUUCCCAAAAGUAACCAAAUGGUUGGAGCGGGUGCGAGAGGCAACCAAUCCCUUCUACGACGAGUCCUUGAAGUUUAUCAAUCACAAAGCCAAACAGAAUAAUGUUUCCAAAUUGUAAGAAGCCUUACGUUUGC
Drosophila serrata is the source of this 742-nucleotide messenger RNA. RefSeq names its product Glutathione S transferase T2 (gene GstT2). Gene Ontology annotation, cellular component: cytoplasm. Lineage: Eukaryota; Metazoa; Arthropoda; Insecta; Diptera; Drosophilidae. Gene Ontology annotation, molecular function: glutathione transferase activity. The record is from RefSeq and is a predicted model, not a curated record. Gene Ontology annotation, biological process: glutathione metabolic process.